Messenger RNA from Aaosphaeria arxii CBS 175.79, 1098 nucleotides. RefSeq lists its product as uncharacterized. The coding region runs from base 1 to 1098 and encodes 365 amino acids. The transcript has 4 exons. NCBI's taxonomy places the organism in Eukaryota, Fungi, Ascomycota, Dothideomycetes, Pleosporales. The record is from RefSeq and is a predicted model, not a curated record.
AUGUAUUUCUCUCCCAAGACUUUGCUGCUUAGUGCAUUCACUGCUCUUUUAGCUGCACCAGCAACUGCAAGAUACUGUGGCGAUGGACCCUGGAGCAAUUCUGGUGCCAUAGGUGGUGAAGGAGGCGAAGAGUUCUGUGAGACCCGAUUCAUCAAAGACGGUCUAGUCAUGAAGGGUUUCCAAGUAUGGGACCACAGGAAGAAGGGAAUCAUCGCCAUCCAGUUCCACUACUCAGACGGCAGCACCAGCAAAACUUACGGAAGACAAACCGAAGGUGAUGUCCAACCACCUUUCACUUGGGAUCCUGCCACCGUCAAGGUAUCCCAACUCAAGCUUUGGGGCAAUGGAAGGGGAACGCGAAGUGGCGCCGUUUAUGUCCGCCUCUCGGACGGAAGGGAGGCUCAAUUUGGCAAGAGCGUCGACGGUCAGGAUACUUAUGAGUGGGAUGUUGCUUCAGGCAUUAUGCUGAAUGCCUACGGCGCACAUGGAGAUAUGAUCGACAGACUUGGAUUCAAUUUCCUUAAGAGCAAGGUCGAGAAGGUGACAAUAGACAACGUAGCCUUCAAAGAGACUCCCGAAGAACUCAACAAAAGACAAAAAGGCAUCGAGUCCAAGACCAUCCGCCAGCAGAGCCUCAUCAACGACUCUGGAACCGCCAUUGCCGAGAAGUUCGGCGAGACUGUCGAAGAAGAGAACACCAGGUCAUUCUCCGAAACCCUACAACACAAUUUUGGCUUCUCAGUCACCGCCGAAGUCUCCGGCAAGAUCCUUGAUCUCGGCGCAAGCGCUUCAACCACCCUAUCCUACGGAUACACCAACACGCAGGAGAGCUCGGAGACCACGCGCGAGAACGUUGUCAUCUUGAGGGAGAGGUCCUACACCGUGGAGCCGCGUUCAUCUCUGUACUGCCGUGCUACUGCUUACAAGGGCACGUACGAGGCCGAGUACACUUCUACCGUCACAGUUCACCUGGCGGACGGUGAUAAGAUCGAGUUUGAGCGUGAGGGCGUCAUGGAACAGCUCACUUGGUCAGAGGCCGAGACCCACUGCUCAGACAAGCCGUUGAACGGAACGCGCGCUGUUGCGUUCAGGGCAUAG